GCUGUCUUGAAACCAUUAAAGGCCUUGUCCUAAUCCUUCGACUGCAUCGAGGUAUGCAGUUUGCCCAAAUUCUCGAAACAGUGCUCUAGUACUUGAGAGCUUGUUCGAAGCAAGUCCUUGAACUCCGGCGAAGAAAGGCAAGUCCUAACUAAGCGGUUCUUAUGCUUUUAGGCAAAGGACUGGUGCAAUGUUUGGUGGGCAUCUUGUCUAUUUUUAGCUUUGGGAGUUGUUGCAUAAGGUGGAUAUGAAACAGGUUUAGAAUUUUUGGGAGUUGCUUGUUCAUGCGACUGAUGGGGCUUUACAAGGUCUAUGCUUGAUGAAAGUUAUGUCUUUUAAGAUCCGAACCGUGAUGUAGUGACUGCUGUUACUGCCAAGUUGAGGGGCAGCAACUGGGGUGAAAGUUGCUCCAGUCGUUUUUGGAGAAUUGAAGGAAAAAGGGUUAUCUUUUAUGAUGUGUUUGAUGCCCAUUCGUUGCACUUUUCAAAGAAGGGACUGACGUUUGAUGUGCCCUGAGGGCGCCUUCAUGUUGGAUGGAGGGAGAGGCAACAGCAAGCAGCUAUGGAGGAAGGAUAUCUUGCCAUCGUGGUCGUUCGCUCACGUCCUUGGUGCUUUGAAGGUGAUAUAGGUUGCUAUUGCUCUCAUGAUGAGGGGGAUAUAUCUCAGUUUUGGACUGAUUCAUGUGAUCUAAUUUUGGCAUUCGAUCCUCAAAAGGGAAAAAGGUAGGAAAAAGACUAUCGCCAACUAUGGUUGCAUUUUCAGCAACUUAAGGGCGACGUUGCUAGAGAUCCAAACAGUGUCUUUUGGUUCUUGGAUGCGGGGCAGUUGAGAGCUGUUUCAGAUAGAUGCGACCGGUACGUGUGGACGCGCUAACGAGAAAAUUUUUGAUUGUGAAUUCUAUAUAUAAUUGGGACUCAAACGUUAUCACAUGCGUGAAGAAAGUGGAUAUAACUUCUCGUCGAACUUCGAACGUAACUAUUUGUCCUCGUUAUCUCAAAACAAGGAAGCACAUCCCCCAAUUUAGGAGCUUGGAUGUAAGUACAACUGGUAAAAUCCUGACGGCCUAUUCUUUCCAUUUAUCAGGCUAGUUAAAGUAUAGCCUCAGGACAAUCUUCUCGGAAUGGCUAGUUAAAGUAUAGCCUCAGGACAAUCCUACAAUCCUCUCGGAAUUCUCCAAUUUCUGUAGUAAAGCGCUUGUUAUCUCGGCCUGUCGUCGAAACUCCCAACUCCCAACUCCCAACGCUCGUGCUCUUCUUGCAACCCCCGUCUCUGUCGCUGUCUCUCUGUAUCUGUCUCGCUCGCUCGAGAAGACCAUCAUAACCAUCAUCGCAACAUGGCAAAGCGACUCUGCUCCGAGCUAUUCGUCAGCAGAUUGUCAUUCUACACCACGGAGGAAGGACUGAGAAGACUGUUUUCACCAUUCGGUUCAAUUAAGGAAGUCAGGUUGGUUAAAGACCCAAGUACUCAAAGGCCCAAAGGUUUUGGCUUUGUUGCUUACGAGUCGGAGGUCGAAGCGGAUAGAGCAUUGAAGGCCUUGAACGGAAGGAUUGUUGAUGGAAGGCUGAUCUUUGUGGAAUUUGCACAAACUAGAGGGCCUAAAAAGGCUGCUGAUUCUCGAGAAGAUGCAUCAGAUAAUAUCGGUUGAAGAGGAAUAGGAAAAUGGAAUUGCGGAUCCUUUUUGCAUACUUCUCCAGCAGAGUUUCCUUAAGUGCUAAUAAGAGCCAAGUAAUCAGGAUCUGAUGCUGAUGGUUACAUAUGAAAGGAUUAGGAUCUGAUGCUGAUGGUUACUUCCACCUUCAACGGGACUUAUUCACUGCAGUCAGGUUCUCCGGUUUCCAAGGCAAAACUUGAUUGCGAUGUGUAUUAUUUCUUUGAGAAUGAUUUCGCUUUCCUCCUUUCAACAGAAUGAAACUUCUCAUUACUCAAGAAACAAGAAUAUGCCAAAGCAAUGUUGACGCACCAACGAAAACAAUCAAUGAAUUUUCCCAUGA
Eucalyptus grandis is the source of this 1988-nucleotide messenger RNA. Its product is annotated as organelle RRM domain-containing protein 6, chloroplastic. The record is from RefSeq and is a predicted model, not a curated record. Bases 1331 to 1642 code for a protein of 103 amino acids. Gene Ontology annotation, cellular component: spliceosomal complex. The transcript has 4 exons. Gene Ontology annotation, biological process: positive regulation of mRNA splicing, via spliceosome. Gene Ontology annotation, molecular function: RNA binding. NCBI's taxonomy places the organism in Eukaryota, Viridiplantae, Streptophyta, Magnoliopsida, Myrtales, Myrtaceae.